AUCCUUUACCAGAGGGUAUAAAAUGACCACCAGCCCUUUGUUCAAAUGGGAGAUUCAUAUUGGCUGGGGAACUCUCCACAGGCAGACCAUGGUGCCUGUUCAGAUGCUGUCUUUUUUAUAUAAUAAAUUAUAUCAUAAAAGCAACAGUGUCAACGGACGUUUUCUUUAGCAUCUGCACAUCUUUAAAGUCUAAGGGAAACUACGACAAUUAGUGGCGACGAGGAUGGGAUCUGUUUGUGGGACACCGCUUCACCGACAGCUCCAGCACACUCUUCCACCGCCUCGAGAAGGAGAAGAAGAGAGAGAAGAGAAAAAGGACUGGUCAGAGAGACAGAUUUUGACAGCCGGCAUGCGCCCAGUAGAGCCGCCAGAAGAACAUUAUAUGAACGGACCACUUUCACUACAGAAGAAGAGGACAGACGACAGGAGGAACAACACAUCCAGCAGGCAUUCACAUGCUGCCAGUACCUCAAGUAGGCCAUCAAUAAAGGAAUACGACAGGGCUUCUGAUACCGAACUCAAGCGCCAGCAGAAGAUGCUAACCAAAAAGGUGGAACUCCUCAACAUGCUAAAGGAAGAGAGAAGCUACGCGACUGUAGGCCGACAUUAUGGAAUCAAUGAGUCUUCAGUUCACUACAUAAAGAAGGAUGAAAAGAAUGUAAGGAUGAUGGCUGCAAUGUCUUUUAACAAGACUGCAAAGAGGGUGAUAACUUCCUGCAAUAAGGCCGUUGUGAGGAUGGAGUCUGCACUAGCCCUGUGGAUAAGUCACUGCAGGAAGAAAAAUAUCCCGCUGGAUACCAUCAACAUCCGCACGAAGGCUAAGAUGCUGAUAGUAUGUGUUUUUCUGGGAUACGUGCUUUCCAUAUAUUUUCUUUAGCUAAAGAAUGUUAAACAGAAUGAAACCAUAUGUUGAAACGUUUACUUUAGCUAUCAUCCAUCACAGGUUGACCUGUGGGUUAACCUAAAGGGACUAGGGACCUCCUGGCUCCCUCUUUCUCUCUUUCUUCUUCUCACGCGAUGUAUCUUAAUGUAUGCCAGAUGUUGAAACCUAUAAAGAUCUAGUCAUUGUAACUCUCUUCAUUCAUUCACCGCAUGAUGCUUGAAUCACGAGCUCGUCCGUAUUAAAUGUACUCUUAAUUUGG
Messenger RNA from Amphiprion ocellaris (clown anemonefish), 1142 nucleotides. RefSeq lists its product as uncharacterized. The transcript has 3 exons. Lineage: Eukaryota; Metazoa; Chordata; Actinopteri; Pomacentridae. The record is from RefSeq and is a predicted model, not a curated record. The coding region runs from base 224 to 877 and encodes 217 amino acids.